Messenger RNA from Drosophila montana, 654 nucleotides. It is a transcript of the gene RpS23, whose product is annotated as ribosomal protein S23. Gene Ontology annotation, biological process: translation. The transcript has 3 exons. Gene Ontology annotation, cellular component: cytosolic small ribosomal subunit; ribosome. The record is from RefSeq and is a predicted model, not a curated record. Lineage: Eukaryota; Metazoa; Arthropoda; Insecta; Diptera; Drosophilidae. Gene Ontology annotation, molecular function: structural constituent of ribosome. The coding region runs from base 151 to 582 and encodes 143 amino acids.
GGCAGUACCGAAAACUAUCGUAACACAAGUGUUGGUGUUUCGAUAUAUCGAUACGAUAUUAUCAGCCCUACAAACAUUGCGAAGAACAAGAAGAAAAAGGCUCUUCCUCUUUCUUUUAUUUCCGCCAUUGCCUGAGAUAGUUGGAAAAAUAUGGGCAAACCUAGAGGUCUGCGCACUGCCAGAAAGCAUGUGAACCACCGUCGCGACCAGCGUUGGGCCGACAAGGACUACAAGAAGGCUCAUUUGGGUACCAGAUGGAAGGCCAAUCCCUUCGGUGGUGCAUCCCACGCCAAGGGUAUUGUGCUUGAGAAGGUUGGUGUUGAAGCCAAACAGCCCAACUCUGCCAUCCGCAAGUGCGUGCGAGUGCAGCUCAUCAAGAACGGCAAGAAGAUUACCGCAUUCGUGCCCCGUGACGGUAGCUUGAACUACAUUGAGGAGAACGACGAGGUUUUGGUUGCCGGUUUCGGUCGUAAGGGUCAUGCCGUCGGUGAUAUUCCCGGUGUCCGUUUCAAGGUCGUCAAAGUUGCCAACGUCUCCCUGUUGGCACUUUACAAGGAAAAGAAGGAGCGCCCAAGAUCUUAGAUGACGAUACAUCUAUCAUUUUCCAGAGUUAGGGUUUUACAAAACUAAAUAAACAAGAAAAAAAAAACAAAA